Messenger RNA from Aptenodytes forsteri (emperor penguin), 1160 nucleotides. RefSeq names its product protein inhibitor of activated STAT 3 (gene PIAS3). The transcript is spliced from 8 exons. The coding region runs from base 1 to 1152 and encodes 383 amino acids. NCBI's taxonomy places the organism in Eukaryota, Metazoa, Chordata, Aves, Sphenisciformes, Spheniscidae. The record is from RefSeq and is a predicted model, not a curated record. Gene Ontology annotation, molecular function: zinc ion binding; transcription coregulator activity; SUMO ligase activity. Gene Ontology annotation, biological process: regulation of transcription by RNA polymerase II; protein sumoylation.
AUGGUUAUGAGCUUUAGGGUGUCGGAAUUACAAGUCCUCCUGGGCUUUGCUGGAAGGAACAAGAGCGGAAGGAAGCACGAGCUCCUCGCGAAGGCGUUACAGCUGCUGAAACCCGGCUGCAGCCCGGCCGUCCAGAUGAAAAUUAAAGAGCUCUACCGGCGGAGGUUCCCGAGGAAGAUCUUAACCCCUUCGGACCUGUCGAUGCUCCACGUUCAGGCGGGGCAGCUGCCCUCGGCCGCCGCCCUGACGCCGGGCGCCGUCUUACACCAGGCCCCCCCGGCGGUGCCGGCGGCUCUGCUGCCGCCGGCGCCUCUCCUGGGACCCAAGCACGAGACGGACGUUCCGCGCUUGCCGCCCCCCGUCCACCCCGUCCACCCGGACGUCAAGAUGAAGAGGCUGCCCUUCUACGACGUUUACGACGAGUUGAUAAAACCCACCACCUUAGCCUCAACGAACGGCCAGCGGUUUGAAGAAGCUCACUUCACCUUUGCUCUAACCCCCCAGCAAGUCCAACAGAUCCUCACCUCCCGAGACGUCUUACCAGGUGCCAAAUGUGACUACGCUGUACAGGUGCAAUUAAGGUUUUGCUUGUGUGAAACCAGCUGUCCCCAAGAAGAUUACUUCCCUCCUAAUUUAUUUGUCAAGGUCAAUGGAAAACUCUGUCCCCUGCCUGGUUAUCUCCCGCCCACAAAAAACGGCGCAGAGCCCAAACGGCCCAGCCGCCCCGUCAACAUCACUCCGCUGGCACGGCUUUCGGCGACCGUCCCGAACACCGUCGUGGUGAACUGGUCCUCGGAGUUUGGCAGGAACUACUCUCUGUCGGUGUACCUGGUGAAGCAGCUGACCUCGGUGACGCUGCUGCAGAAGCUAAGAGCCAAGGGCAUCCGAAAUCCGGACCACUCGCGAGCCCUGAUCAAAGAAAAACUAACAGCUGAUCCCGACAGUGAGAUAGCUACAACCAGCUUACGAGUUUCCCUGAUGUGUCCACUGGGUAAGAUGAGGCUGAUCGUGCCCUGCCGAGCCAUCACCUGCACCCACCUCCAGUGCUUCGACGCGGCGCUCUAUCUGCAAAUGAACGAGAAGAAACCCACGUGGACUUGUCCUGUGUGCGAUAAGAAAGCCCCGUACGACAACCUGAUAAUCGACGGGUGAGCCGAGCG